Molecule: messenger RNA, 3429 nt
Organism: Micromonas pusilla CCMP1545
Lineage: Eukaryota; Viridiplantae; Chlorophyta; Mamiellophyceae; Mamiellales; Mamiellaceae
Exons: 1
Coding region: 1-3429 (1142 amino acids)
Molecular function (GO): calcium ion binding; protein binding
Source: RefSeq, a predicted model, not a curated record
AUGGCCGCGGGACGCGCCGCCGCGGGCGCGGGCGGCGGUCAUGACGGCGACGAGAUGGCUGCCGCGAGCUCCCCGUCCGCCGCGCGAUUCGGUCGCGACGACGACGAGGCCCCGCCAGCGCGCGCGUCGAGCGCCAAGUCUCUCGACCUCGCGUCCGUCGCGCUGGGCGCCGCGCUGCACGACGAGAUCACCCUCGACGUGUUCGAAACCCUCCGCGCCACGUUCGAGUCCGCGGAUCUCGACGGCGGCGGCUCGCUCGACGAGGACGAGUUCGUCGCCGCGUUCGCCGCCGCGCUCGGCGACGGCAGCGAGUCGUCGGGGAACGACGCGCGAUUGCGUCAGCUCUUCAACCGCGUCGACGCCAACGCGGACGGCGCCGUGGACUGGGACGAGUUCUCGACGUACGUCCUCCUCGAAGGGCAGGCGGCGCGCGAGCUCCGCGCGCUCGACGCGGUGCGGAAGUACCUCCCGGAGAAGGAGCAGCGCGUUGGCGUCGCGGGGCAAUCCGACCCGGAGGCGAAGCACCGAGACGUGGUGACGUCCCUCACCAAGAUGACAUCGCUGAGAGACACGUACGCGACGACGUCGCACGACGGCACCGUGCGCCUGUGGCAGCUCUCGAGCGACGGCGGGGUGAAGUACGUUAGGAAGGUGGACCUGAGGUCGCGCGCGUAUCUGACCGCGGGGUGUCAUCUGGACACGAGCGGGAGGCUCGCGGUGGCGUCGCACGACCGCAAGGUGAAAAUUCUCGACAAGGGCUGGAAAGUCUGCGGGCAGCUGAGCACGUUUCAGUACGCGCCGCUGUGCAUGACGUCCUGGCGCGGCGGCGCGAAGAUCGCGCCGGGGCACAAGGACAUGGACUGGAUCGCCGUGGGCGACGACGGCGGGUACGUGCACGUGUUGCAGGCGAUAGACAUGACGGACGGGGAGAAGGCGCAGUCAGAGUACAAAGUCCGGUUCGAAAACAAGUGGACGCGGAAGCUCCACGACGACUGGGUGACGUCCGUGCAGUACGUGAAAGAGGACGAUGUCAUCGUCAGCGGGUCGCUGGACAGGACCGUGAAGCUCGUGGACGUGGACCCGAACGCGUUGGGCGCGCGGACGAGGACGUUGCAAGGGCACAAGGGGGGCGUCAACGCCGUCGCGUGGUCGCCGAGGUUUAAACUGCUUCUCACCGCGUCCGUGGACAAGACCAUCUUGCUGUGGAACCCGCUGACGUCCAAGCCCGUGGACGUGUUGUACGGCCACGGCGCGUCCAUCUCGCACCUGAUGCUCGUCGAGAGCGAGUCGCAGAUCAUAUCGCUGGACGUGGAGAAAAACGUGCGGGUGUGGGAUUUCAAGUCGCGCGCGUGCGUGCAGUCGUUCGAGGACAAGACGUCGUACUUCCCAGUCAACGCGAUCGGCGCGCUCGGUUUCGACCACGGCACCUCGCGUUUGCUGACCGCGUCGAUAUCCCCGAAGCUGUGGAAGCUCACGGUCAUCGACCGCGCGGCGAGCGUGGGCCACAACCGCCCGGCGGUGGCGGUGUCCGUGAACCCUUCCCCCGGGUUCACCCAAAUCGCGAGCGCCGACUCCGGCGGUUGCGUCUGCGUCUGGGACUUCACCGACGGCGAGAUCGAGUACCGGUUCACGGACGCGCACGCGGUGGGAGGCGACGCCGACGCGAGGCUGACCGCGAUUACGUACGACGCGGCCGGGCGGCGCGUGUGCGUCGGCGCGAGCGACGGCGUGGUGUCGGUCUGGAAUCCGUCCAACGGCCACAGGGUGAAACUCUGCGUCCCCGGCGACGGCGCCGCGGAGGUCACGGAUCUCGCGCACAUGGGCGAGGGCGACGACGCCUUCGCGUUCAAGCGCGUCGCCGCGGUCGGGUGGGACCACGCGGUGACGUUCUGGGACGACGACGCGCGGGUGCGGGUGAACCCGCGGCGGCGGAUGCGCGGCGAAAAGGCGCACGGGGACGCGGACGUGCUGUGCGUCGCCGCGGCGCCGCCGGACGUCAUGGCGACCGGAGAUUCGCGCGGCGAUUUGUUGAUAUGGAACGUGGAGAACGGCGCGCUGCGGCAUAAGCUGCCGGCGCCGCCGCUGCCGAAGAAACUCGACGACGGCCACGCGGCGUCUUUUCAUUCGGCGGCGGCGGCGUCGUACGCGCCGGCGUCGGAUCGCGCCGCGGAGUCCGUCGUCUUCCUCGGCCGCGACCUCCCGAAGGAUAAAGCCACGCCCGCGGUCGUCGCCGCGUCGUACGCGGACGGGCACGCGCGCGUCUGGAACGUCUCCGAGGGGAGGCUCGUCGCGGACUUCCACGCGGGCCACCGCGACGGCGAGAGCGUGAUGACCAUCGCGGCGGACGCCGAUGGCGAAAAAGUCGUCACCGGCGACGCCGUCGGCCGCGUCAAACUGUGGGACUUCUCCCGCAUCACGCGCGCCGCGCUCGCGGAGACGUUCGACGCGUUCGGACAAGACGCCGGCUCCCCGAACAAGCACGUCGGGAACCGCCGAGUCAUGGGCCGCGACGACGCGAUGUGCGUGGGGUACUGGCAAGCGCACGCCGUCGGCGCGUGCGUGAGCGCGUGCCAGUUUUUCCGCGCCCCCGCGGGCGGCGCCCCGGGAGAGACGCGCGGGUUCUUCGUGACGUGCGGUCAGGACGCGGUCGUGAGCGUGUGGACGGACGACGGGCGGCACGUCGGGCGGUUCGGAUCGGAUCGAUGGCGGUUACACGACGAGAGCUCGUGGUUAUCGACGGCGCCGCCGUCGGGGGGGGACGUCGUCGCGCCCGCGGAGGAGGAGGCGGAGGCGGAGGAGGAGGCGGAGGCGAAGAAGAAGAAGGCGGAGGUCGUCGCGGAGAAGGCGGCGGCGGAGGUGGGGGGGGAGUUGACGGGGGGAGCGAAAGACGAAGACGCGGCGGCGGCGGCCGAGCCGCCCGCAGCUUCGAAGACCGCGGAGGAAGAGCAGGAGAAGAAACUAAUAGAGGAGGAGGAAGAGAAGAAGGAGGAACCCGCUGACGCGACGGACGCCGACGACGACGCGGAGUUCUGUUUCCCCACCCCGACCGGGUACCUCCCCGUGAAGCCCGAGGACGACCGACGGAUGUGGACGCGCGACGUCGAAGAGAGCAUGGAGAACACCGCGUUUUACCGCGAGUGGAUGGAGAAGAACGACCUGGCUGGCAAGAUCACGCUGGACGAGCUCAAGGCGCGGCACAAGAAGCUCAGCGCGAGAAAGGCGCCGUGGAGCCGACGCGUGUACCAGCCCCCCGCGCACGCGCACAUCAACCACGCGAGCGGACGAGGGCGGCCGUACACGAGCGUGCAUCACGUGGUGAGCAUAUACGACACGGAGUCGCCGCCGAAGCAGCCGGGGACGGAGAAGGGGAAGUUCGCGUACGGCGUCCCGAUCGAGACCGAUCCGUCGCAAAGUCUCGAGGGAGAGUGA